AUGCGCAAUGGUAGUUAAUUAGCAUAUUCUAACAAUGGUCGCAAAACGAUUUGUACUGUUUCUCUUACUUGCGAGCAGUCUGUUCCUAGAAGACACUCUUUCUAAACCAGGGAAGAAGAAAGGCAAACCAUCCAAGGACAAACAAAACAAUGAUGACUGCAAAGGCAAGAAAUGUUCCAAACCAAAGAAAUGCUCUGUUGAAUACACCUCCGAACAGAUACAAAACCAAUUGGGUCUGAUUCCUCAGUUUACAAACAUACGUGGCUAUUCUUUUGAGAACUAUCGCAGCACAGAAGAGGUAAUUACAGAUAAGAGCAACAGGACUGCCGGAUCACACAUCUACUACCUAAUCGACGCGAGCUCUCCACUUGAUGUUUACCACCAGCUGUUGUCCGACGAAGUACGGUACUUCUACAUGGGAGAUCCCGUCAAAAUUCUCGAAUUGAACAACAACGUAUCCGGUCAUAUUGUUGAGACCGUUUUGGGAGACGAUAUCUUGGCUGGUCAAAACGUCAUGCAUGUACUGGAGAGGAAUACUUGGUUUACAGCUCUGAGAAUCGAAGGUGGCCCUUGUGGAUGGAGUCUGAUUGGAAUGAAUGAGAGCCCUGGCUUCGAGUUCGAAGACUUGCAAGUGGGUAAUAGAACGGAGUUGAUUUCGUUGUUUCCUGAGGCAGAGCAAAGUAUCAUUCGUCUGACAGAAAACAAUGAAUAAAUUCGAUUGACUAAAGAGCAUGUAUAUGGCCACGUAUACAUAACGACGAGUUAGCUUUUGCUCAAAUGUUUUGUAAUUUCCAGACGAGUUGUAUAACAGUUCGGUGCAAAUUACAAAAACAUAGCAAUGCUCUGA
Molecule: messenger RNA, 847 nt
Organism: Corticium candelabrum
Lineage: Eukaryota; Metazoa; Porifera; Homoscleromorpha; Homosclerophorida; Plakinidae
Exons: 4
Coding region: 35-712 (225 amino acids)
Cellular component (GO): intracellular anatomical structure
Source: RefSeq, a predicted model, not a curated record